Messenger RNA from Malania oleifera, 1911 nucleotides. RefSeq lists its product as uncharacterized. The transcript has 12 exons. NCBI's taxonomy places the organism in Eukaryota, Viridiplantae, Streptophyta, Magnoliopsida, Santalales, Ximeniaceae. Bases 276 to 1643 code for a protein of 455 amino acids. Gene Ontology annotation, molecular function: syntaxin binding. The record is from RefSeq and is a predicted model, not a curated record.
GGACCCAAAAAAAAAAAAAAUUUUUACAAAGGGGAAAGAGUUUUCCUUCCUUUUUAUCCUUCCCGGCUUUCCCUCCUACCAAACCCUGAGACACAAAUCACACAAUGCACAAGGCAACCAAGCAAGCCAAAGGGCGGAGCAGUAGUGGGUUGGCGCAAACCCACAGAGCAUUCCAGUUCAGUUCUGCAACUAGGGCGUCUGUUCUCUCUCCCCUUUAGGCGUCACCUUCUCAUCAAAUUCAAAUUCAAAUUCACCCAUCAAAUCUUCGUGGUGAAAUGGAGAACUUAGCUGCCAAUCAGCUUCCUGAAGUGGAUUCAUUGCCUGAUGGGUUUGUUGAGAGCUCUGCAGAACCCUUGGCUCCUCCAACUCCAACAUUUGAAGAGAAGCCAUGGGCAGAUGAUGCAGAGGGUCAUUUUUCAAAAUUGGAUUCAGGAUGUGAAUCAUUGGGAGAACUAGAAUCAAGUGAGGCCAAAUCAGACAAGACACAAAAAAUGAGAAAAUUUCCAGUUCUGUUAUCUGAGAAGGAUGGCUUAAAUUCCCCUGAGCAAUCAGUAGAAGUGCCCAACAGGGGCUGUUUGGAAGAAAGUGAUGGCAUAUUGGGCAUGCCCGAGUCGUCUGAUUCCUUUUCUGGGGCGUCAGCAAGGGUAGUGGGUGAGCUAUCACCUGCCUCUUCCCAUGGCGAAGAACAAGUCGAUGGGAAAUAUCAGAGUUCUGAGAAAUCCAUUAAAGGGGGUUUGGACCCACAAGCAACCCAUCUAAAGGAGACAUAUUCAUCAGAAAGCACCGAAUUGAAGAGCCGAAAGCUAGAAACAUCUGAAGUUAAACGCAAGAAUGCAAAGCGUACCUUUAAAUCUGAGAGAGAGUUUCUGGAGUUCACUUUGAAGUAUCAACAAGUUCUUGCAGAAAGAGAUGCAGCCAUUGCUGUUCGAGAUAAGCUCGAGUCUCUAUGUAGAGAGUUGCAACGUCAGAACAAAAUGCUAAUGGAUGAAUGCAAAAGAGUGUCCACUGAGGGGCAAAAUUUGAGAUUAGAUUUAUCAACCAAAUUUCAUGAUGCAAUAAAGGAUGUAAGCAAUAGGCUGGAAGAACGAAAGGAGGAAUGCCUCUCUCAGCUCAAGGAGAAUGAGAUGUUGAGAAGCAAGUUGAAGCAGCUCACUGAUCAAUAUGCUCUCUCUGAACAGCAAUUUACACAGAAGUUAAAGCAGAAAUCUCUGGAACUUCAGCUUUCUGAGCUGAAAAUUCAACAGCAUGAAGAAAAAUUGAUUCAGGAACAGUCCCAGAUUAAGCUUUAUGCAGAACAGGUUUCGCAGUUAUUGGCAACUGAAAAAAAUCUGCGCUUACAGUUGACAGCUGAUGGAGAAAAGUUUCAGCAAUUCCAGGAUGCGCUGUUAAUGAGUAAUGAGGUCUUUGAAACUUUUAAGAAAGAGAUGGAGAAGAUGACAAAGUCCAUCAAAGAACUUAAGAAGGAAAAUAUUUUCUUGAAGAGAAAAUGUGAGAAAUCAGAUGUUACUCUCAUAGAACUUGUUGAGGAGCGCGAGCACUUGAAGAAACAACUGGAGAAAACAAGGAGCAAGAAAGAAAAGCUGGAGUCAUUGUGCAGAUCGCUCCAGGCAGAAAGGAAACAGAGCUCAAUUGGGACAACUUAAACAGAAGAUUUAUAUGGAUCUAGCUCACUGUUGACACCACUUCCAUAACAAAUGUGAUUUCCAAGAAUUGUAAUACAAACCACGGAACUUUAUGAGUGUAUUGUUGAAUAAAGGAUCUUCGCGUUCAUGGUAUUCUAUUAUUACAUGAUAUUCUAGCUGACGAACCCUCACAUUACAACAGACGUUGAAGCCUUUUGAUUCAUCUGUAAUUCAAAUCUUUUGAUUGCAUAUGGAAACUUAUAUAGUUAUUAAUGCUUGUUUUCCAGAA